CUGUUUCGAUGUUGAAAGUAGGGUGCACUGGGGGAACGUAAGGCCCUUCGCAGGUGACACUUGCCCCUUUUGUGAACGGCGCGUCUCGAGCCCUCGGCUCCGAACUCGCCCUUCGAGGAGUUCCUUUUUCCGCAUAGAUAUUAGAAGCAGAGGGAGAGAAAGAGAGGGGGAGCGAGAGGGAGAAAUAUCAAUAAUUAUCGUCUUCUAAUAGCAGGCAUCUGCGAAGAGGACCUCGAUAGGAUGGGGAAGGACUCUAAGCCUAAAGAAAAAGGGAAGGGGAAGCAAAGUGGAAGUGGGGGCGACGAGAUUGCUUCCAAGGGAAAGGGGAAAGGUGGGAAGUCUGAUGGACUUGGUACCUGUACUUAUGUGAAGGCAAGGCAUGUAUUAUGCGAGAAGCAGGGGAAGAUCAAUGAAGCAUAUAAGAAGCUGGAGGAAGGUUGGCUGAGCAAUGGAGACAAGGUCCCACCCGCUGAAUUUGCAAAGAUUGCUGCCGAAUACUCUGAAUGCCCAUCAGGAAAGAAAGGUGGUGACCUAGGUUGGUUCCCCCGAGGAAAGAUGGCAGGUCCAUUCCAAGAUGUCGCCUUCAGUACCCCUGUCGGGGCCACCAGUGCACCGUUUAAGUCCACGCAUGGUUACCACAUUAUCCUCUGCGAGGGAAGGAAAAACUGAAUGAAGCUCAUGUCAGGUCUACAAGGAAAGUGUUGUUACGGUGUUAAUGUUUCAUGAGUUUGCAAUGAGGAUGUACUCUUACCAUCUUGUUGACCCAUCAGAGAUUUUUUUUCAUCCAUAGCAUGGAUAAAAGCUGGAGUUGGGUUGAAUGUAUUUAUGUAAGUUAGUUUUAGGUGUAAUGGGCACACAUAAUUGCUUCUUCUGAUUUUAGUAUUAAGGUAACUGUGUUGCUUCAAA
Molecule: messenger RNA, 906 nt
Organism: Nymphaea colorata (pocket water lily)
Lineage: Eukaryota; Viridiplantae; Streptophyta; Magnoliopsida; Nymphaeales; Nymphaeaceae
Exons: 5
Coding region: 241-669 (142 amino acids)
Biological process (GO): rRNA processing
Molecular function (GO): DNA binding; peptidyl-prolyl cis-trans isomerase activity
Source: RefSeq, a predicted model, not a curated record